AUGUCUAUCCAACCACGCGACAAUAAAGUCUCGCCGACGACCAGGGCACGUGCUCGCAGCCGCGUACCCCCUACGACAAAACCAAGUACAGCCAACAUGCCCGAAAUUCGUCUCUUCGAAGGCACCACAAUUCAAAAUGCACGCAACGCAGUUAUCAUCAUCUUCAUUGGACGUCAAGAGCAGUUAACGGAAGCCCUAUUGGCACAAAUUGUCGCCCGUGAAAGGGCGGCACAACAAAACAAAGAAGCAUCCAAGGUGCAGAGUUCCGGAGAGGCAGAAGAUCCUGUUCAGCAGGCUUGA
Messenger RNA from Cyclocybe aegerita, 300 nucleotides. NCBI's taxonomy places the organism in Eukaryota, Fungi, Basidiomycota, Agaricomycetes, Agaricales, Hemipholiotaceae. The record is from the annotation of a GenBank genome assembly.